Gekko japonicus is the source of this 2836-nucleotide messenger RNA. RefSeq names its product inhibitor of apoptosis protein-like. The record is from RefSeq and is a predicted model, not a curated record. Gene Ontology annotation, biological process: regulation of apoptotic process; regulation of cell cycle. NCBI's taxonomy places the organism in Eukaryota, Metazoa, Chordata, Lepidosauria, Squamata, Gekkonidae. The transcript has 8 exons. Gene Ontology annotation, cellular component: spindle microtubule; nucleus; cytoplasm. The coding region runs from base 460 to 2292 and encodes 610 amino acids.
UAUCUAAAUUAAUAGUUUUGGGAAGUCAGUACAGUCCUGAACAGAACUAUAGCCUUGAAAGCCCAUUAAUGGCUUUUAAUGGACUUAAAAGGGUGACAAGAUACUGUCAGUGUUGCACUCCUGUCUUUAAAUGGCUUACUUGCAUGUUCAUUGAUUUCAGUGGAAUUUCUGUCUCAAGUUUCCAUGCUUAGGAUUACAGCACUGGUUUCCUGCCCGUCACUUUUUCAUUUUGAGACUUCUUCCCCAGUAGUAUAAGGAACAAGGGGUUGUGAAAAGAGAACUAGUUUACGUAACCGAUGGCAGGAAAAGUACUUCUAAGAGCAAAUUGGGUUUUUCAAAGAAGGAAAUUGCAUGUAAUCUUUCACUUUCAGGUUCUUUGUUUUUUACCAUGGCCUGGAAGUUUGCACAAAACCACCUCCCAGGGUUCGGACUCGUCCCCUCCUCCUAUCAUAUUUCAUUAUGAAUCUAGUGGAAAGCAGCCCGUUCCUGUCUAAACUGAAGAGCAGCAGCAGCAACGAGAGCGAUCUGCGGUAUGAUUUAACAUGUGAACUCUACAGGAUCUCCACCUUCUCGACUUUCCCCCUGAACGUUCCAGUGUCAGAAAGGAGUCUUGCCCGUGCGGGUUUCUAUUACACCGGCCUGAAAGACAAAGUGAAGUGUUUCAGCUGCGGUUUGAUGUUGGAUAACUGGAAGAAAGGAGACAGCGCUUUGGACAAGCACAAGCAACUCUACCCGAGCUGCAGCUUUCUUCAGAGCCUGGGUUCAGCCAACAGUCUCGGUUCCUCGUUCCAUUCUGCCUUCUCGCCUCCAGUUACGUCGAUGGGCGCCAAGAUGAACGUUGAAAGGAAAGCGCCCAGUUUGGAUCAAGGGGGCUAUUUCAGCGGACACUAUGCAAGCUUCCCCCAGGAUCCAAUAGCAUCCAGGGCCGUGGAAGACCUGUCCUAUUUCAGACCCAAAUCUUUCAAUCGCUCCAUGAAGACAGAAGAAGCCAGGCAGCGAACUUUCCAGGCAUGGCCCUUGACGUUUUUGGCACCGUCUGAGCUGGCCAGAGCUGGGUUUUACUAUGUUGGCCCUGCAGAUAGGGUAGCUUGUUUUGCCUGCGGCGGCCAGUUGGGCAACUGGGACCCAGAGGAUAGCGCCAUGUCUGAACAUCGGAGGCACUUUCCCAAUUGCCCUUUUGUGCAAAAUCUGUAUGGAGACCUGCCCAGUUUCUCAGUUGCAAACCUGAGAAUGCAAACCCACAGUGCCCGAGUCAGCACCUUCACCAGCUGGCCAAUUACGAUUCCAGUUCGGCCACAGCAGCUUGCAGACGCCGGCUUCUAUUACGUAGGUUGCAAUGACGACGUCAAAUGUUUCUGCUGUGAUGGUGGACUCAGGUGCUGGGAGUCUGGGGACGAUCCAUGGGUGGAGCACGCGAAAUGGUUUCCAAGGUGUGAGUACCUGCUUCACGUGAAAGGGCAAGAGUUUGUCCAUCAGGUUCAAGAAAGAUACCCCCGCCUUCUUGAACAGCUGCUGUCCACUUCAGACAUACCUGCGUUUGAAAACACUGAUCCACCAGUCAUCCAUUUUGAACCCGGAGAAAACCCUUCAGAAGAUGCAGUCAUGAUGAAGAACCCGGUGGUGGAGGCUGCCUUGGAGAUGGGGUUCAACAGAAGACUUGUUAAGCAGACCAUUCAGAGUAAAAUCCUAACGACAGGAGAGAGCUACAAGACGGUGUAUGAUCUUGUGUCUGAUCUCGUUGCCGCAGAAGAUGAAAGCAGGGAAGAAGAAAAGGAAGUACAGUUGGAGGAAGUGACGUCAGAUGAUCUGACCUUAAUCCGAAAGUACCGGAUGGCGUUGUUUCAGCGCUUAACAUGCGUGCUCCCUAUCCUGGAAAAGUUGCUGACUUCCAAAGUCAUAACCGAGUUUGAAAAUGGUGUCAUAAAACAGAAAACGCAGACGCCCCUGCAAGCAAGAGAACUGAUUGAUACCAUCUUGGUGAAAGGAAAUGCAGCUGCAAACAUAUUCAGAAACUGUUUACAGGAGUGUGAUCCUCUGUUAUACAGAGAUUUGUUCGUGGAGAAGAAUGUGACAUACAUUCCACCAGAAGAUGCUUCAGGGCUGCCCAUGGAAGAACAGCUGAGACGUCUACAGGAGGAGAGAACAUGCAAAGUCUGCAUGGACAAGGAAGUGUCCAUCGUCUUCAUCCCAUGCGGUCAUUUAGUAGUGUGUAAAGAGUGUGCGCCAUCCCUUAGGAAGUGCCCUAUAUGCAGGGGUACAAUCAAGGGUACAGUUCGGACAUUUCUUUCAUGAGGGGCUAAAAGUUGCAACCGUGCUGGUUAAAAUACCAAGUCCAAGAGGUGCAGAAGAAGUCCAGAAUCCCUGUGUUAUGUUGCAAGAAAACAUAGGGGCUCACUUUUUGAAUCAAACGCUUCUUCCCUGGUACUCCAAGGGACGGCCUGAAUUGCUUGUCCAGGUGGGCCAAGCCCGUUGCCACAAGUCUAAUACUGUUUCUGAGCCAGUUUUAAUUUAUGAUGGGAACGGUCCACCAAGCCUCUUAGCAGCCCUUAAAAAUGAGUGUUGAUCAUUAUGAUUGUGUUGAAGAGAUUUAUCAGGUGGCUGACCUCCAGUAUGCAUUCUAGUCCAAAACAUCUGCACAAAGGUACCCUUAUUGUAAGCCAAACUUAAUGCAAACGGAAGCACCCAAGCAACUGUUUGGCGUUUCUGUUCAUAUUUAUAUUCUUUUUAUAAAACUGCUUUUGAAUUUCUGUUCAUAUUUAUAUUCUUUUUAUAAGACUGCUGUCGGGUAACUAAUUUUGCAAGUAUUUGUGUAUGUGAGAUAAUUAUUUUUUUAAGA